CACAACUCUUCUUCUUCAUCACCAUCAUGUCUCUCAGACUCGGCUCGACAGCUCCUGACUUUGAAGCCCAAACCACCAAGGGCGACAUCAAGUUCCACGAAUUCAUCGGUGACAAGUGGACUGUUCUUUUCUCUCACCCAGCUGAUUUCACUCCCGUCUGCACCACUGAGUUGGGUUUGGUCGCUGCCUUGCAAGACGAGUUUGACCAGCGUAACGUCAAGGUGAUUGGCUUGUCCGCCAACGGUUUGGACGACCACAACAAGUGGAUUGCCGAUAUCAACGAGAUCAACGGCGUCGAGCUGCAGUUCCCCAUCAUUGCUGAUGCCGACCGCAAGGUGUCUGUCUUGUAUGACAUGUUGGAUCAGCAGGACGCCACCAACGUGGAUGCCAAAGGUGUCCCUUUCACCGUCCGCUCUGUGUUUAUCAUUGAUCCCAAGAAGACCAUCCGCUUGAUUUUGUCGUACCCCGCCUCGACUGGCCGCAACUUUGAUGAAAUUUUGCGCGUCAUUGACUCGCUUCAGUUGGGUGACAAGCACCGCAUCACCACCCCCGGUAACUGGAAGAAGGGUGAUGAUGUCAUUGUCCAUCCUUCCGUCUCGACCGAAGAGGCCCAGAAGAUGUUCCCCAAGGGCGUCAAGGUUGUUCGUCCCUACCUUCGCUUGACUCCUUCUCCCUUCUAAGUCACGCCUACUUUUUGUAUAAUUACUCUUUCUCCCCCUCCCUUCUUCUGUAUAACCAAGAAGGCACAUAACUUGCUCUCUGUAUUCUGUACCCUUUAACUAGCUUCUAAUGUAUGUACUUAUUGUAUCAAUCGGUUUCUCGUGGAUAAAUAGAACCAAAUUGCGUGAUCAACAUGACACUGUUGCGCAUC
This is a messenger RNA of Zychaea mexicana, 871 nucleotides long. RefSeq names its product thioredoxin-like protein. Gene Ontology annotation, biological process: cell redox homeostasis; cellular oxidant detoxification. Lineage: Eukaryota; Fungi; Mucoromycota; Mucoromycetes; Mucorales; Lichtheimiaceae. The record is from RefSeq and is a predicted model, not a curated record. Gene Ontology annotation, cellular component: mitochondrion; cytosol. The transcript has 3 exons. Bases 27 to 680 code for a protein of 217 amino acids. Gene Ontology annotation, molecular function: peroxiredoxin activity.